Gastrolobium bilobum is the source of this 1098-nucleotide messenger RNA. RefSeq names its product deSI-like protein At4g17486. Gene Ontology annotation, biological process: protein deubiquitination. The record is from RefSeq and is a predicted model, not a curated record. Lineage: Eukaryota; Viridiplantae; Streptophyta; Magnoliopsida; Fabales; Fabaceae. Bases 106 to 861 code for a protein of 251 amino acids. The transcript has 4 exons. Gene Ontology annotation, molecular function: deubiquitinase activity.
CUUCGUUGUUUUGAGGAACAUUGUGAGUUUUUUUUUUUCCUCUCUCUAAUGGCAACACCUUUUCAAUCUGUAGCUGUAAUAUGUUGGUGCUCCCUUUAGGGAAAGAUGAAAUUGAAGUCUAAGAAAGGAUGGAAAUCUAUUGUGCCUCUUCAUUUGAAAGGAAAAUCAGCCACCCGUUUUUCUCUGUUUCGCAAAGUCAAUUCAGCUAGCUAUGGACCUGCCAAAACACCCGUUUAUCUGAAUGUGUAUGACUUGACACCCAUGAAUGGUUAUAUGUAUUGGGCUGGUCUUGGUAUCUAUCACUCUGGUGUAGAAGUUCAUGGUGUAGAAUAUGCAUUUGGAGCUCAUGACUACCCAACAAGUGGUGUUUUUGAGGUCGAACCUCGGCAAUGUCCAGGCUUCAAGUUCAGGAAGUCAAUAUUCAUAGGAACCACAUCCUUGGAUCCUGUUCAGGUUAGGGAGUUCAUUGCUAGGCAGUCGGCAAGUUACAAUGGGGAUACAUAUCACUUAAUUGUUAAGAACUGCAACCACUUCUGCAAGGAUAUCUGCUACAAGCUGACGGGGAAAUCAAUCCCAACAUGGGUAAAUCGGCUGGCCAGACUAGGUUCAAUCUGCCACUGCAUUCUUCCCGAAGCUCUAAGAAUUUCUGCUGUGGAGCAUGAUCCUAAUUAUCAGCCUCAUGAUAGUGAAAAGAGAAGGCUUCGAAGUGCCUUCAAUUGCUUGUCCUCAAUCUCAAUGCGUCAAAAGCACCUUUCCACAUCUUCACUGUUUCUACAGUCACCCCUAAGAGGCUGCUUGUCAUCGUCGUGGCCAUCAUUGGAAUUAAGGAAGUCCAUUAAUCGUUCCUUGAAAGAAAGGUAAAAACUAUUUCAGCUUUGAAAAGGUUGGAAAUGCAUGAUUGUACCACUCUGUUCUAUGCUAGUCUUUUGUAAGUAGAUUUUGUGUUUCGUCACAUAACUUCAAAUACAUUUUGUUUUGUCUUUUACCUUUAAACAUGUUUUCAUUUUAUGUUUGUCAUUGAUAUGGCUCAUCCUUCUGUCAAUUUGCAACUAAGAAUGAUCCUUCCGGUGCUAUGGAAGAAACUUUGAAUGAAAGAAU